AUGCAUAAACAAGGACACCGUGAGAAACUGCGAGCAUCUGAAAUUAAGAAGAAGCUGAGAAUAGUGUUCGACGCAGCUGCCAAGUACGAAGGAAAGAGCCUCAACGACGCCUUGCUCUCGGGCCCAGAUCUGUUACAAUCGCUAUUUGGAGUACUGUUGCGCUUCAGAGAGGGACCGGUAGCCGUCACGGCCGACAUACAAGACAUGUUCCUCCGAGUCAAAGUUAGAGAGGACGACCGAGACAGUCUCAGGUUCCUGUGGCGCGGAAGCCGAAGAACUGGCAAUCCUGAAGAGUAUAGAAUGUCUUCAAUCAUCUUUGGAGCAGCGUCAUCACCGGCAACAGCGAUAUACGUAAUGAAUAAGAACGCAGAGGAAUUUAAGAACACUCAUCCCGAAGCAGUGAAAGCAAUUAAGAGAAACCAUUACAUGGACGACUAUCUGCAGAGCUUCGCGUCUACAACUGAAGCAAAGAAGAUAUCUAAAGAAGUGAAAGACAUCCACGCAAGAGCAAACUUUCAUCUGAAGGGUUGGGCCAGUAACAAUUCAGGGGCAAUAUCAGAAGUAGAAGACACCAAUAAAGAAAACUCUUUACAACUGACCAAGGAAGAGAAGACUCUGGGACUAAGAUGGCUGAUGAAAGAAGAUGCAUUAGCCUUCAACGUCGGGUUACGCAACACGCCGGAGGACCUGCAAGAUGGCAGAAGAACUCCAACGAAGAGAGAAGUCACAAGCGCAGUGAUGUCCACCUUCGAUCCAAUGGGUUUUGCAACACCGGUUCUAAUACAAGGAAAGAAACCAAUCCAAGACAUCUGGCGAAAGAAAAUAGACUGGGAUGAACCAAUUAACGAACAACAAAAGGAAGCCUGGAUGAAAUACUUAGAGAAAGUAUCAACAUUAACAAGGCUGAAGAUCCCAAGAUGCGUCGCACACGAAGGCAGAAAAGGACAGUUACAUACAUUCACCGAUGCGAGUGAAGAGGCCUAUGCAGCAGUAGUCUACUGGAGAAUAGUCGAGCCCGGAGGAAAAAUCCAUGUCUCCAUGAUCGCCGGCAAGCAAGAGUAA
This is a messenger RNA of Parnassius apollo (apollo), 1062 nucleotides long. The record is from the annotation of a GenBank genome assembly. NCBI's taxonomy places the organism in Eukaryota, Metazoa, Arthropoda, Insecta, Lepidoptera, Papilionidae.